AUGGCGUCAUCGGGCGUCGCACGCAACCCAGAAGUGAGGUCUCUGCCGGAAUGGGUCGGGGUUCUUGUCUUUCUCUAUCUCUCGGGGGCCAAGGCGGAAGUGACGCAUACGCCGCAGGAAGCGGGAGCGUCGGGAGCUACCAGAGGAGAGGAGACGAUGGCGAAGGUCACUUUCAAAAUCACGCUCACGUCGGACCCGCGACUGCCUUACAAAGUGUUGAGUGUGCCUGAAAGUACACCUUUCACCGCUGUCUUGAAGUUUGCUGCUGAGGAAUUCAAAGUUCCUGCAGCAACAAGUGCCAUUAUAACAAAUGAUGGAAUAGGAAUAAACCCGGCACAGACAGCUGGAAAUGUUUUCCUCAAGCACGGUUCAGAACUACGACUUAUUCCUAGAGAUCGUGUGGGAAGAUGUCAACACAUGCAAAGAUCCCUCGCAACUAGAGAAGAUAAAUAAUGGACAAACAGAUCAGUAAGCAUCCCCACCUGUGAAUGGCCUCCCUUACCAUAAUGCAGAAUUUUUUGCAACUACAUUUCCCUGUGAAAUCAUGGUGUAUUAUUAGCAGUUGACCCUGUCUACGAAGAAAAUGGCCUUGAAGUUGGAUGGACUGUCCUGUGUCUGACUAACAAUCUGUUGAAGUUUUCCUGUGAGUCAUCUAAUGAAGAGCAUGAAUUAUUUUCUUGAAUAAGGAAGACUUCUAAAUGAGAGCCUGUAGCAAAUAGCGGAUUUAAGCCCCGCCUUUGUCUCAAGGCGAGCCCACAUGGGGGAAAGAAAAAUGCUGACUCAUUCCCUCCAUAUUCGCUCAACAAAGGCUGUUCCCUUAAAACUUAACUGUUUCAUGGUAAUCGCAGCCACCACACCCACUUUUUAACAGAGUUUAAUCGCUCCCUGGUGUGGGUGAAAUUCCAGGGAAACUCUCCUUUUACCAAUGGAAAAAUACAGAAAACCUUCAAUAUGUAGUCUACACGUGAAGAGCAAACUUGGUAGUUUGAGUUGCUGAGCAAUCAACAUUGAGGCAUGUUUGCCCCAGAGUAAAAUCCCUUUUCCUGAGUUAAAAAUCCACUCAGAGACAGGUAAAUUGCAAAGAACAAAAAGAGAAAAACUUGAUUCAAAAUACUACAGACUGCUUCAGUCUGAGGUUCCCUCAGCUUUAAGUUACAGGUAAAAGGAAAAUACUCAAUGCUUUACAAAAUUAUUUCCAAAGAUCACUCCAGCUGGUGUUUCGAUUGGCACACUUUAAAAUCGUGGUUACCCAGUUGCAAGGAUAAUUCAAAAAGCACCCCCAGGUGAAAGAAACCUUUAAAAGCAUCUUUACAGGGUACAGAGACUUCUACAGAGCCCUUGGUUGGAUGAAAGGGCUUUGACUCAGUUCCUCUUUGUUACAUUACAGAUAAAAACACAAUAAACCGAUUGUAAGGAUUUGCAAAAGCACAAAAUCGAAAGGCUACCUAACACACAGUUUCCUGGCUAAACCUUUCCCUGAAGCCAAAGCCCUGGCUUUCCUCCUGAACUCACCAAAUCCAUGGUAGAGACUUCAGGCCCCUACAGAGCUCCUGGUUGCUGCCAUUGCCAGACCAGGCCAGCUGUUGUUCACCCUGCCUGGCUCCAACUGAAAACAAAGACCCCCCUCCCUCCCUUCACUUCCUGCCACCAGACCCUCUAGGUCUCGGUCACUUCCGGUUCACUCUAGGGGAGGGCUGAUCACCACAGAGCCCAUCUCUGGUAUCUGCACACAUUUGCCCCAAUUCCUUUCAAGUGUGGAAGCUCAGGAGCACAUACAGAGUUCCCCCAUUCACUUAGAUGAAGCAGACAGUCCUGUCACAUGUGAGGAGGGGUGCCCUAGGCUUCCUCUUCCAUUCAAGUGAAGAGAGACACCUGCUUGUGUGGGCUCUUUUUAUGGGCUUUGUAACCCAGCAGCUGUCCUUCAGACCCAUAGCGAACAGUUGCUCAGGUCUGGUCUGCCAGUUUGGUAUACAAGAUUAUCUCUUGAGACAUCAAGAAUGUCUUUAAGAACAUCAUAAGAACAAACCUGCUGGAUCAGGCCCAACCAAGCCCCAUCUAGUCCAGCAUCCUAUUUCACACAUUGGCCCACCAGAUGCCGCUGGAAGCCACAGGCAGGAGUUGAGGGCACGUCCUCUCUCCUGCUGUUACUCCCCUGCAACUGGUACUCAGAGGCAUCCUGCCUUUGAGGCUGGAGGUGGCCUAUAGCCCUCCGAAUAGUAGCUGUUGAAAGACCUCUCCCCAUGAAGUUAUCCAGAUCCCUCUUAAAGCCAUCCAGUUUGUUGGCUGUCACCAUAUCUUGUAGCAGAGAAUUCCACAAGUGGAUUAUACGUUGUGUGAAAAAGUACUUCUGUUUGUUGGUCCUAAAUUUCCUGGCAAUCAAUUUCAUGGGAUGACCCCUGGUUCUAGUGUUAUGUGAGAUGGAGAAGAAUUCCUCUUUAUCCACUUUCUCCACACCAUGCACGAUUUUCUAGACCUAUCAUGUCUCACCGCAGUUGUCUUUUUUUCUAAACUAAAUAGCCCCAGGUGUUGUAGCCUUGCCUCAUAAGAAAGGUGCUCUAGGCCCCUGAUCAUCUUGGUUGCCCUCUUCUGCACCUUUUCCAGUUCUACAAUGUCCUUUUUUUAGAUGUGGUGACCAGAAUUGUAUGCAGCACUCCAAGUGUGGCCGCACCAUAUUUUAUAUAAGGGCAUUAUAAUAUUAGCAGUUUUAUUUUCAAUCCCCUUCCUAAUGUUCCCUAGCAUGGAAUUGGCCUUUUUCACAACUGCGCACAUUGAGUUGACACUUUCAACGAGCUGUCCUCCACCACCACCCCAAGAUCCCUCUCCUGGUCGGUCACUGACAGCUCAGAUCCCAUCAGCGCAUACUUGAUGUUGGGGUUUUUCGUCUCAGUGUGCAUCACUUCACACUUGCCAACAUCUGUGGCUUAAUACCUGGCUCUAAGGCAAGUAAUUGAGUGUCAUUGUAUCAAUCAAAAAACAAAGUACAUGGAACUUCUCUUCUGCUGCUCCUGUCCUCCCCCCCCCCCGCUUCCCCCUCCCCCGGUCAUUUUUUCCUACUUGCACCUAUGAGGAACUCUGUACUGCAUUCCAGUAAAACUUAUUUAUUCAUUUGGA
Molecule: messenger RNA, 3111 nt
Organism: Hemicordylus capensis (graceful crag lizard)
Lineage: Eukaryota; Metazoa; Chordata; Lepidosauria; Squamata; Cordylidae
Gene: UFM1
Product: ubiquitin fold modifier 1
Exons: 6
Coding region: 1-453 (150 amino acids)
Biological process (GO): protein K69-linked ufmylation
Cellular component (GO): nucleus; cytoplasm
Source: RefSeq, a predicted model, not a curated record